Molecule: messenger RNA, 786 nt
Organism: Linum tenue
Lineage: Eukaryota; Viridiplantae; Streptophyta; Magnoliopsida; Malpighiales; Linaceae
Source: the annotation of a GenBank genome assembly
AAGAGAUCAUCAAACUCAUAAGCCUACCUAAAUACGUACGUUGUUAAUAAAAUAUCUAAAAUUUUGAGGAACAGACAAAAAAGAAAAAAAUGGCGACGCAAGCUUUGAUUAGGAGGACCUCGAGGGCUGCUUUUGUCUCCAGGCACAUUCAGACAAGUGCACGGCGAGAUGCGGCCUCCACAAUUGAUUCUGCUGCUCAGGCGACAAAGAAAGGAGCGGAAGACGCGAAGAAGGUGGGGGAGGAAGUGAAACACAAGGCUGCCUGUGCUGCUGGAGAUAUGUCUCAGAAAGGUAAGGAAGUGGCGGGAGACGCAGCCAAUGUGGCUCAGAACGUGACCGAAAAGGCCAAACAGACGGUCCAAGGAGCGUGGGGAACCAUGAAGGACACAACGCAGAAGAUCAAAGACAGCGUCAUGAACAAAGCAGGAGAGUCUAAAGAGUGCGUCAAGGAAAACGCUGACGCUGUGAAGCGCAGCUUGAAUUCGAAGAAAUCAGAUCUCUCAUAAUCAACCUACUUAACAACACACAUCACACAUCGUCUACAUUCAUAUUUCAAUAUGUCUCACACAUACGUAUAUAUAUACGUGCAUAUCCAGUCCUUAUGCUCACAAAAAAUAUAUAUAUCCAAUUUUUCUAUACAUUUAAGUUCUAAAUUAGGAAUUUUUUUCAUCAAAAUCACUAUGAAAAUUUUGCUUGGCUUCAAGACAUUACAAGUAUUUAGAAUGUACUUGGAAGCAAUAAUAACAAAUAAAUAUGUACUCCUUUCGCUACCAUGAAUUGUAAAUA